AUGAUUUCAUUAUAAGAUCUAUCACCAACAUUAUGGAAAUCACCAGAUAAAGAGGGUGAAUUAAAGAAACAAGGACAUGUAGUAAAGAAUUGGAAGAAAAGAAAGUUUAUUAUUCAAAAUGAUAUGUUAUUUUAUUUUAAGGAUAAAGAGGAGAGACCAGUUGGAGCGGUGCCAUUAAGAAUGUCACGUUGCUAUGAAAAUAAAUCAUUAGGUAAACCAAAUUGUUUCGAAUUAGUAUCACCAAGAAUCAAUAAAACAUUUUUCAUUCAAGCCAAUACACCAGAUGAAAUGGCAAGUUGGAUGAAAGCAGUUGAGAAAGGAUCAGAAUAUAGCACAGUAUCACAACCAUUCAAUCUUAAACAUGAGGUACAUGUUGAUUUCAAUUCAGCAACUGGUUUCUCUGGUUUACCAAAAGAAUGGGAAGUUAUCUUAAAGUCUUCAAAUGUUUCAAAACAAGAAGUACUCGAUAAACCAAGUGAAUGGUUAUCAGUUUUAGAAUUUCAAGCUGGUAGAACAAUGGAAAAAUCAAAUUCUCAAAAUUUAUCUGCACUUCCUGAUGAAUCAAAUUUAACUCUUAGUGAUUUAGUAACAAAAGAAGAUCCAACUAAAAUUUAUAAAAAUAUGACAAAGAUUGGAGAAGGUGCAGCAGGAGAAGUAUUUGUAGCAACAUCAUCAAAGAACAAUAAGAGAGUUGCAAUUAAAAAGAUUGAAAUUAACAAUGAUAAUGCCAAACUCUUGGUAACAGAGAUUGCAAUUAUGAAGACAUCACAUCAUGAUAACAUUGUAAAUUACAUUGAUAGUUAUAUAGUGAACGAUAGAGAACUUUGGGUUGCAAUGGAGUUUAUGGGUGGUGGUUGUUUAACAGACAUUUUAGAGGCAUUUGAUAAUAUCAAAAUGAGUGAGAUUCAAAUUGCUUAUGUGGUUAAAGAGACCUUGAAGGCAUUGCAAUACAUUCAUAGUCUUCAUCGUAUUCAUAGAGAUAUAAAGAGUGAUAAUAUUUUAUUGGGCUCAGAGGGUAGUGUAAAGAUUGCUGAUUUUGGUUAUGCCGCUCAAUUAACUCAAAAACAACAAAAACGUAAUACCGUCGUUGGUACCCCUUAUUGGAUGGCCCCAGAACUCAUUAGAGGUCACGAUUAUGGUGUCAAGGUUGAUAUUUGGUCUUUGGGUAUCAUGAUGAUGGAAAUGGCUGAAGGUGAACCACCUUAUAUGGAUUUCCCACCAUUGCGUGCUCUUUUCCUCAUCACUACUAAAGGUAUUCCACCACUUAAAGAAACAACCAAAUGGAGUAAAACUUUCCAAGAUUUCUUCUCAAAAUGUCUCGAUAUCAAUGUUGCUAAUCGUCCUGAUGCUACCGAUCUUUUAAAACAUCCUUUCAUGGAUUUGGCAUGUGAUUCCUCUGAAUUUAAACCAUUAAUUCAAGCCGCAAGAAAUGUUUAA
This is a messenger RNA of Dictyostelium discoideum AX4, 1437 nucleotides long. It is a transcript of the gene pakC, whose product is annotated as p21-activated protein kinase. Lineage: Eukaryota; Evosea; Eumycetozoa; Dictyosteliales; Dictyosteliaceae. The annotation marks the transcript as partial. Gene Ontology annotation, cellular component: membrane; cytoplasm. The transcript has 3 exons. The record is from RefSeq and is a predicted model, not a curated record. Gene Ontology annotation, molecular function: protein serine kinase activity; ATP binding; protein serine/threonine kinase activity. Gene Ontology annotation, biological process: chemotaxis to cAMP.